Candida tropicalis MYA-3404 is the source of this 678-nucleotide messenger RNA. RefSeq lists its product as uncharacterized. The record is from RefSeq and is a predicted model, not a curated record. The transcript has a single exon. The coding region runs from base 1 to 678 and encodes 225 amino acids. NCBI's taxonomy places the organism in Eukaryota, Fungi, Ascomycota, Pichiomycetes, Serinales, Debaryomycetaceae.
AUGUCUUCAGCUAAUACCUCUCUUACUUCAAGUGAUUCAGGAUACAAUGCUGACAUUUCAACAGUUGGUGGUAACUCAACGGUUGGUUCUUCUUCUUCUUUGCAGAUCACACAAUCUUCUCUGUUUGUCAACAUUCAGGGUAGUGAUGCUUCACAAAGACUGAUAGAUCAAGAUGGAAAUACCUCGCUACUCAUAAAUAACUUACUUGAUUCACAUAUAGAUGAUGAUUGGGUUUUGGUACCUGAAAAUUCUGAAUCUUGUCUUGUUGGGGAUACUAGAGCUAAAGAAGCUGAUAAUAUCAAUGGAGCAAUCGAUCUCCUUCAAUUUUUAAAAACAGUUCCACAACAAAAUUUAAUUACCGCAUCUAAUCCCCCAUCUGAAAAUGUUUGGAAAUUAGAUCUUGAAAUUAUUUUCUACAAACUUUGUAAGAUAUUCAAGAAAUUAUUUAACUUGACUAAGAAACAAAACAAAAAUUCAGAGCCUGCUAAUUUAGGAACUCUGCCUACUACUGCUGGUGUUAGAUUAUUUCUGGCUUCAAAUAACGUUGGUACUGGUACUUCAACUAAUAUUGAAAAUUGCCGCAAACCUGAAUACAUGAGUAGUGAGUAUAUUAAUCGUGGUCGUUCUGGAUAUUUUGAAUGCAGAGGUAGCACUCUUCCAAUACCAAUCAAUAGUUAA